AACGCAAUCAACGCGCUGGAGGCCUAGCGUUGCUUUACCCUUUUAUCUUCCUUCCUUCCUUCUCUCACACUCUCUUCAUUCUCUCUCUCUCAGCUCUCCCUGUCUCUCUCUCUCUCCACAUUCUCUCUCUCUCUCUCUCAAAAAGAAAAAAGCGAACCAGAAAAGGAAAGGAGAAGACACUUGUUUCUCACAGCUUGCCUUUGAGAUCUCUAGCUCAUCUACCGAGAUUGCGCUCCUACUUGACCAAUGCUUGAGAUUUGAACUCAUCUUCUUCAGAUUGGAUUAUCUUUAAAUGCAAUUGAAGAGGAAAUUUGGUCUUGUGCAAUAAUAAGUAAGAUUAAGAUCCCUCUGACUUUGAGAUAAGCUGGUUGAAAUGGAGGGAGCUAUUGGUGCCAAUGUGCUACUUGAUUAUGCUGAAUUUCGUACUUUUCCAAGCCAAAACAGGUACGAGGCAUGUGCAUGCAGUGGCAACAAAGUAGAAACACUAGCAUCUGGGCUUCUGGAGCAACUAUUGCAGCAUUUGCCCAAAGUAAGAGAUUUGUGUUCAAAAGGAUCAAAUGCUAAUUUCAGAUUUCAACCACCUGAAAAUCUUAAUGGUGCCAAAUGGUUCACAAAGUCCACAUUUACAAGAUUUCUGCAAAUUGUUGGUUCACCAGACAUGCUAAAUACCACCAAUGCUAUUGAAAAUGAGAUAUCUCAACUGGAGGAAUCGAGAAGAUUUCAUCUUUCUUUAUAUGCCAAGGAUCAUCAAAACAAUUUUGGAAGUGGGAAAACAGAUGAUGGCAACUCUAAUGGCGUGGCGCCGAUGCUGAAAGCUGAAGAUGAGAUUUUGGCAUCAGAUUCGUCAAAAGUAAAUACUGCCAGGAAUGAAUUGGUACGAGCAAUGGACUUGAGAAUCACAACAUUAAAGGGGGAAUUAGCCACUGCUUUUAAAGCUGCUGGUGCAAUGAGUUCUCUGGAGGAUUUCACUGAAUUAGAAAAAUUCUCUCAACAUGUUGGUGCUAUAGAAUUAAGAAACUCUUUGUCCAAGUUUCUAGAACUGAGCCAAAAGAGCCCGAUUGUUGAUUUCCCUAGAGAUGAGAAGUCCCAUCUCACACAUGCUUCAAGUAAUGACACUAUCAGCAAGACAGAAAAGGAUACCAAGAUACCUAAAUCAUCACACUCAGUUUCACAAGUAAAAUAUGGUGUCUCCCCUGCAAAAGUGGCACAGGUUGAGCGGCAGAGCUCUACAGAAAGUGAAGAAUCUUCUUGCUCAAGCGAGGAUGAUCAACCAUCUGUGGAAAGAAGUCGUCCUCUUAUUAGAUCUGCUUCACCUAGAAGGUCAGCAUCUCCAAUGCGGAGGGUCCAAAUAGGGCGAUCUGGGUCACGCAGGGCGGCUGCACUAACCAUUAAGAGCCUCAAUUAUUUUCCUGCCAGAGAAAGGACGUUCUCCCAUGGAGAUGCAGCUGCAAACAGCAGUGAAGAGGAAGGGUCCGAGCAAGCCCCUAAAAAAUCUGAGAGUAACAUACGUCGAAUGAGCGUGCAAGAUGCAAUCAAUCUCUUUGAAAGCAAACAGAGAGAUCAAAUUGUUGAUACUCAAAAGAAGAGGUCACUUUUAGAUACCUCCAUCAAUGCAAAUAAAUCUGUCCUAAGAAGAUGGAGUGCAGGUAUGGGGGAAGGUUCCGUCCAAUCCCUCCCAGAAAUUGUUUCUGAAAAUUCUGUUCCAAUCACCCCUAAUAACUUAGAGGGUGGAGAAAUUCCAAACAGUUCAAUAGAAGUAAAACCAGAAUCUGAUGGAGGUUACAAUCUUAUUGAGAGCUCUGAAGUAGAAAUAAAAUUAGACACAUCUGAAAAAGGAGCAUCUUUUCCGAUAGGUAUUCAAUCAGAUAAUCUCGUAACCCCCACAGAGGAAAGUAGUGAAAAAUUGACUGCCUCAGCUGAAUGGAAUCGGCAGAAGGAAGCAGAGUUGAACCAGAUGCUGAUGAAAAUGAUGGAAAGUAAACCUGUAAAAUAUAGGAAUACAGUGCCUGAUAAUUGCAGAAGACAAAGUAUUCCCUCUGAGCAUAGGGGUGGAUUCUAUGAUCACUACAAGGAAAAGAGGAAUGAAAAACUUCAAGGAGAAGCAGCUGGAAAGCGUGCAGAGAAAGAAGCACAACUUAAAGCGAUGCAGCAAAUUCUUGAUGAAAGAAAAGCUGAAAUGGCCUCUGCGAAUAGAACUGAUGUCAGUAAAAAACAGUCUCUGGGUAAGCCCCAAAAACCACUUAAGAAUAUAUCUCAAUUGGCAAAUCCCAAAAAGGAAACGGUGAAACCUGCUGUUGUGAAGAAAGCUUCAUCUAAAGCAACACCCUUGCCUGCUACCCGGAAGUCAUGGCCAUCUACACCAUCGCCAAGAGCCACUGGGGUAUCACCAGCUAAAACUCCUGGUGGGACCCCUUCUGCUGGCACUACACCUACUCGUCGGAAACCCCAGCCAGUGUCAUCAGUUCCUCGGUCAAGCCCCAAAGUGGAAAAACCCCAGCAGCGGCCAAAAAAUGUGAAAGCAACCCAGAGUUAUGCUAACAAGAGCGUAAAAGGUGUGAAUGAGAAGAAGCAGCAAACAGUGACAAAAAGUGGGAAACCAACAAAAACAAAAGCUCAGACAAAUUCUGGAGAUCAGUCUUCCAUGGUUUCGGCAAAGCCUAGUUUCUAUAGCAAGGCAACCAAGAAGAGCAGUGUGGUACCUCUGGAGGCGAAACCUUUUCUUCGUAAAGGUUCAAGAACUGGUCCUGGUGUUGGUGCCACUGUUGCUAAGACAAAAGUCUCUUCUCAGCCUGAGGAAUCAUUUAAAAGUUCUGAAAAUCUGAUCCAACCCCAGGACCAUGAGGUGCUUGCUGACACUUCUGUUCUGAUCAAUCAGCAGCAGGAUAGGGACCUUGAAGCACUUGAAAUUCAUGCUGAUUCAGAAUCGGAAACUCAAGUAAAUAGCCAACAGAAGUUUGAUGACACACAGAGCUCAGAUCAAGUUAUUGCCAAUGAUGAUGACAGCUUUAAAGGGAGGGCAGAGUCUGCAUUAAGAACUGAAGCGGAAGAAGAAUCAAUCAUUUCCCCAGCAGCAUGGGUUGAAAUAGAAGAGCAUCACGAGCUGCCUAUUCCAUGUGACAAUAGCACAUGCCAAAAUUCAUCUCCAACCAAUGUUGCUCCUAUGACAAUGUCAAGUCCACGUGUUCGACACUCGCUAUCGCAAAUGCUGCUGGAGGAGAGCAGUGAACCGGAUGUUACUGAGUGGGGAAACGCUGAGAAUCCUCCUGCCAUCAUCUACCAAAAAGAUGCACCCAAAGGAUUGAAGAGGUUGUUGAAGUUUGCUCGAAAGAGUAGGGCAGAUGCAAAUUUAACUGGUCUGUCUAGCCCAUCUGCCUUUUCCGAAGGAGAGGAUGAUGCCGAGGAAUCUAAAGCUGUUAAUAAGAAAAAUGCUGACAAUCUACUCAGACGGGCCGCCCUUCAUUCGAAGAACUAUGGACAACAACAAACUUCACUAAGUGAAAGUUAUGUGAGAAAUUCAGCUACAGAUGAAGUAUUUUCUGCUCAGUCAAAUAUGGGUAAAUUCGCGGCUCAGAGUUCUUCUCACAAGUUUCAGGAUGCCGCCGCCACAACUAAAGAUUCCAAUGCUGUCUACUAUUUUUGUGUUUCAGCAACGAGGUCAUUCUUCUCUCUUUCAGCAUUUAGGGGCAGCAAACCGAAUGAGACAAAGCUUCGCUAAUGCUAAGGAAGAACUUACAAGUACGGAGAGUUGUAGCAUAUGCCCUUCCCUCCGUGGCCUUAUACCAGUAGAGCUCGGCUCAAGGCAAAUGUUUCUCUCUUCCUCUUCCAUUCACUCUGUAAUUUUACUUCAGAGGUCAGGGAGCAUUCACUGUACUUCUGCAUGUUGUUUCAGUGAAGAUGAUUUUUGUUUGUUUUUAAACACAUUUAUGAUCAGAACAACAAAUUUAUAUUAUAAUGUCUAGUCAGCUGACCUUUUUGUUUAUAUGUUUUUAUGAACCCAGUGCAUAAUGUUAACUUCUAAAUAUAUAAACUUCCCAUACCUUUGGAGA
This is a messenger RNA of Cornus florida, 4046 nucleotides long. RefSeq lists its product as uncharacterized. The coding region runs from base 374 to 3715 and encodes 1113 amino acids. The transcript is spliced from 13 exons. NCBI's taxonomy places the organism in Eukaryota, Viridiplantae, Streptophyta, Magnoliopsida, Cornales, Cornaceae. The record is from RefSeq and is a predicted model, not a curated record.